GCCCGUGAGCGGCGCGCGCGGGGACCGCUGGCCGCCGGCAGCCCGCUGCCGUCCAGGAGGGACCACCGCAGGGCGCACAAGGCCCCCGCCGCCCUGGAGCCGCCCCAGCCGCCGCAGCAGCAGCGGCGCCGCCCCGCGCCGCCGCCCGCUGCCGCGGGCCCCCCGGACGUCGGGCAGGCCGCCAAGAGGCCCUCGGCGCCCGACCCUGCCGUGCGCAGGCGCCCCCAGGCCAGCAGGAAGGCCCCGCCGAAGCGCCUCGUCAGCCUGCCAUCUAGCCUGGACGAGCUCUCCAAGCGGGGCCGCGCAGGCUGCUCCUGGCAGAGCCCGCUGGACGAGGGCGGCGGCCCGCUGGCCGCCCGAGGCAGCAUCGGCUCUACUCCUGAGCGUGGCGCGGCGGCGGCAAGAGUGGCUGCCGCCGCAGGCAGCGCCAUUGGCCCCGCCGAUGCUGGGGUCGCCUUCGCCGUGGCUCUGACUCGCCCCGCCUGGCCCGAAUCAGAGGAGCGCGCCUCGUGCCCCGCGGGGUGGCCCGCCUCGCAGGGUCCGCCGGCAGCGCGGGCGGAGCAGCAGAAGGCGCGCCGCGGCUCCGAGGCAUCGGGCGCCUCCGGCGCCUCGUGCGUCUCGGUCAGGCCGGGCGAUCAGCCGACCCCAGAGCCUGGCAGGGUGGACUCGGAGUGCAUCUCCGAGACAGUCUCGCGGCUGUCCUUCACGUCGUUGUGCGACUCGGAGUGGCGCGUGUCGAGCCAAGGCACUAUGUCGGCCACGCUGUCGACGAGCCGCCGGGGCUCUUUUGGGUCCGCGGGGAGCCCCAGGACCUCGUUCUCCAGCGCCGUCUCCGAGGGCUUCCCCCCGGUGGAGGUUGUCCCGACGAGUCCAUCGAGGGCGGUGUCGGUCACGCCGAGCCUCGGCCACUCCAUCAGCAUCUUCUCCCUGCAGGCGCGAUCCACGACGCCUGGCACGCCUGGCAAGAGGGUCGUCAAGCCGAACAAGACUCUGCGGCCUGGCGGUCGCCGUGCUGCUACUGGCUCUGCUGGGAGUACUCCUGUGCAGCCUGAGGUGCACUGCAUGGACCAGUCAGACAGCGAGGGAGAAUACGACGAGUCGCACGUGCGGACCAUAUGCUUCGAAGUGGUCAACGAGCGCCUCAACGUUGUGCAGCAGGAGGUCGACAGGAUCGUGGGCACGGCCGUCAAGUCUGCGAUCUCAGAGGAGACGGAGACGAUCACCAGCGCUUUCAAGUCGAAUUUCGACAAGUGCAUGGCGGCUUGCAAGAAGGACAUGGACGAGUUCCCGAAGAAGAUGGACAAGCACAUUAUGGCGGUGGUCACGCCCAAGCUCGACGCGCUGCGCACAGAGGCCAUGCAGCGGUGCGACGAGAUUCGUGGCGAGAUUCAACAGGUUGAUGCGCGUGUCUCAGAGCAUGAUCGACUCCUGGGGAUCAUGCAGUCCCAGAUCCAGCAGCUGCAGCAGGCACUGGUCGUCGCCAACUCGCAGCAGCCCGCGCCGAAGGCGUUGGCGAGCAGCGCCUCCUUCGAGAGGGAGAUCGACGCGACGGUGGUCAAGAUCAACGCGGGCAGGCCCGCGCGGUCCGAGGAGGCGCGCAGCGUCAUCACUCCGUGGCCCGAGGAGAUGCAGAUCACGUCCGACAUGUGGUCACUCCCGUCUCCUGACCCGAUUGCCAAGAUGUUCGCGCUGCAGGUCUCGGGAGCCACUGGCCUGGCAUCCAGGCGCGUGCAGAAGAUUCUCAGCGGAUUGCGCACCUCGUCAAGUCAAUGGCGUGAGCUUGAAGUUCCAACGCAGGCAGGUGGCACCACCCGCCUGCACUUCUCUGGCGACAAGAACCCGAAGCAGAUCAAGACGGAGACCACGGGGCGCAAGUUCCGCACAAAGCUGCAGGAGAUCUACGGCCGUGAGCAGAGGAUAUUCGUUGACAGGGACCGAGGCUGGCUCUCGCUCGGCUGGGAUGCGCUGUGCAAGAUCGAGGUCUUCCCUGGCCGCGAGGAGACGAAGCUGUUCUGGAACCCUGGCACCAUCGCCAAGUACGGGAAAUCCAAGGCCGAGCUGCUGGAAGCAGUGCGGGAACUUCUUCAACCAGAUCGGGAACCUGAGUGGUGCCUUUAG
Prorocentrum cordatum is the source of this 2118-nucleotide messenger RNA. The record is from the annotation of a GenBank genome assembly. Lineage: Eukaryota; Dinophyceae; Prorocentrales; Prorocentraceae.